GCGGGUGGGUUAAUAGGGGAUAAGUAUUAUUGGGAUUGCGGAUUGUGGUGGUGUUCAGUUAGAGUUUUGGCCGUCGUGGAGGGGGACGAUGCAGCUACACUUCUCACCUAGCAUGAGAAGUAUAACGAUAUUGAGCAGCAAUGGGGUUUCUGACUUGAUGAAGGUCAAGGUCGCUCGCCAAAUCUCUUACCGUACACUGUUCCACAGCAUCCUCAUCCUCGCUUUCUUGUUGCCGUUCGUCUUCAUUCUCACUGCGGUUGUUACCCUAGAAGGUGUCAACAAAUGCUCCUCAUUCGAUUGUUUAGGUAGGCGAUUGGGACCAAGGCUUCUUGGUAGGGGUGAUGAUACAGGGCAGAGACUGGUUAGAGACUUCUACAAAAUUCUCAAUCAAGUGAACACCGAGGAAAUCCCAGCUGGCCUAAAGCUCCCAGGGUCAUUUAGCCAACUUGUUUCUGAAAUGAAAAACAUCAAGUACAGUGCAAAGGAGUUCGCAUUGAUUUUAAAGGGCAUG
Messenger RNA from Ilex paraguariensis (yerba mate), 511 nucleotides. The record is from the annotation of a GenBank genome assembly. NCBI's taxonomy places the organism in Eukaryota, Viridiplantae, Streptophyta, Magnoliopsida, Aquifoliales, Aquifoliaceae.